This is a messenger RNA of Trypanosoma rangeli, 1473 nucleotides long. Its product is annotated as trypanothione reductase. The record is from RefSeq and is a predicted model, not a curated record. Gene Ontology annotation, biological process: glutathione metabolic process; cellular response to oxidative stress; cell redox homeostasis. Gene Ontology annotation, molecular function: glutathione-disulfide reductase (NADPH) activity; flavin adenine dinucleotide binding. Gene Ontology annotation, cellular component: cytosol; mitochondrion. Bases 1 to 1473 code for a protein of 490 amino acids. The transcript has a single exon. NCBI's taxonomy places the organism in Eukaryota, Euglenozoa, Kinetoplastea, Trypanosomatida, Trypanosomatidae.
AUGAAAGCAUUUGAUUUGGUUGUCAUUGGUGCCGGGUCAGGCGGUCUCGAGGCCGCUUGGAAUGCCGCGACUCUCUACAAGAAACGAGUGGCGGUGAUUGACGUUCAGAAGGCUCAUGGUCCACCAUUUUUUUCGGCUAUGGGUGGCACAUGUGUCAACGUUGGAUGUGUUCCGAAGAAACUGAUGGUUACUGGAGCGCAAUACAUGGACCAGCUGCGCGAGUCGCGAGGUUUCGGGUGGGAGUUUGACCGCAGCACCCUCAAGGCAGACUGGAGUAAACUCAUUGCUGCAAAGGACGAGGCGGUGUUGGAUAUCAACAAAAGUUACGAGGGCAUGUUCGAGGAGACCGAGGGUCUGGAGUUCUUCCUGGGCUGGGGCUCUCUGGAGUCGGCGACAGUUGUGAAUGUUCGCGAGACUGCGGACUCGAGCAGCGCUGUGAGGGAGCGCCUGGAGACGAAGCACAUUAUUAUUGCUACCGGCUCGUGGCCACAAAUGCCGAACAUUCCCGGUAUCGAGCACUGCAUCAGCAGCAACGAGGCGUUUUACCUGCCAGAGCCGCCACGCCGUGCGCUUACCGUCGGCGGCGGAUUUAUUUCCGUUGAGUUUGCUGGCAUUUUUAAUGCCUACAAACCGAAGGAUGGAAAGGUAACGUUGUGCUACCGCCGUGACCUCAUCCUCCGUGGCUUUGACAACACUCUUCGUGAGGAACUCACAAAACAGCUCACUGCCAACGGAAUUGACAUCAUGACGAAGGAAAAUCCCGCCAAGGUGGAGCUGAACCCGGACGGCAGCAAGCAUGUAACCUUCGAAAGCGGUAAAACGAUGGACUUUGAUGUUGUCAUGAUGGCCGUUGGCCGUAUCCCUCGCACCAAUGAUUUACAACUGCAGAACGCAGGUGUUGUGCUUAACAAGGGUGCCGUGCAAGUUGAUGAGUACUCUCGCACGAAUGUUCCUAACAUAUACGCUAUUGGCGACGUUACGCAGCGUGUCAUGUUGACACCUGUGGCCAUCAACGAGGCUUCUGCCCUCAUCGAUACCGUCUUUGGUAACAAGCCACGAAAGACUGAUCACACCCGUGUGGCGAGUGCCGUCUUCUCUAUUCCUCCUAUUGGCACCUGCGGCCUCACCGAGGAAGCUGCCUCGAAGCAGUACGAUACAGUGGCAGUGUAUCUUUCAAGCUUUACCCCGCUUAUGCACAAUGUCAGUGGGUCCAAGUACAAGAAGUUUGUGGCAAAGGUAAUCACCAAUCACAUCGAUGGUACAGUGGUUGGGGUACAUCUUCUAGGAGACAAUGCUCCUGAAAUCAUUCAAGCUGUUGGAAUUUGUCUCAAGAUGAAUGCCAAAAUCUCUGACUUUUACAACACAAUUGGUGUGCAUCCCACAAGUGCAGAGGAGUUGUGUUCCAUGCGUACCCCCUCCUACUAUUACGUGAAGGGGACAAAGACAGAAACGGUUCUAGAGGCAGAUUUGUAA